Molecule: messenger RNA, 772 nt
Organism: Gekko japonicus
Lineage: Eukaryota; Metazoa; Chordata; Lepidosauria; Squamata; Gekkonidae
Gene: RAB33B
Product: RAB33B, member RAS oncogene family
Exons: 3
Coding region: 48-524 (158 amino acids)
Biological process (GO): Rab protein signal transduction
Cellular component (GO): endosome; Golgi apparatus
Molecular function (GO): GTPase activity; GTP binding
Source: RefSeq, a predicted model, not a curated record
GGGAAGGGGGUAGUGCGGCUGUCUGUGCUGGAGCUCCGGGCCCGGCAAUGGCGACCGAGGUGGAGUCGUCGCUGGAGCUGAGCUUGUCGACCAGCGGCACAGAGCCCGGGACGCUGCCCCCUCCGCGCUCCCGCAUUUUCAAAAUCAUCGUCAUCGGCGACUCGAACGUGGGCAAAACAUGCCUCACUUUCCGCUUCUGCGCUGGCCGCUUCCCGACGCGCACCGAGGCCACGAUCGGGGUGGAUUUCCGCGAGCGCGCCGUCGCCAUCGACGGGGAGCGAAUUAAGAUCCAGCUCUGGGAUACAGCAGGGCAAGAGCGAUUCAGGAAGAGCAUGGUUCAACACUAUUAUAGGAACGUACAUGCUGUCGUGUUUGUGUAUGAUAUGACAAACAUUGCAAGUUUUCAUAGUUUGCCAUUGUGGAUCGAGGAGUGCAAGCAACAUUUGUUCACCAAUGACAUACCGCGGAUAUUGGUUGGAAAUAAAUGUGAUUUGAGAAGUGCAAUUCAGAUCCUGAAGACGUGAUAGAUCAGCUUCAAUUCAAUCCCGGAAAUCUCCUGAAUCUGUGCCUGGGGGGAACCAAGGCUGAUGGUGGUAAGGAUGGAGGUAUACAAUUUGUAAUCCGUGUUGAGUAAGGAUAUUGGGCAAUAAGCCCUAGGGUCCGUGGUGUCUUUAUCCUUUUUUGGCAGUAAGAUCACAUUUGCAGCCAUCCAGGAUUCCAGCAGUCGUCCCUCUGUUAAUACCUGAUUGAAGGUAUUCACUAGCGGUUGUGU